Haemonchus placei is the source of this 570-nucleotide messenger RNA. Lineage: Eukaryota; Metazoa; Nematoda; Chromadorea; Rhabditida; Trichostrongylidae. The record is from the annotation of a GenBank genome assembly.
UAUAGCUCCGUACAGGAAUGUGGCAAAUGCUAACAGUACGAUAGCUCCACUGCAACCUAUGAGGGUAGCUAGAUAUGUGAGUCGUUCUUGAUUACUGUAGCAUGGCGAAUAAUUCAUAUAUUUGCAUGUGGUGGAAACGGGAGUUUUUGAUCGAAAUGUGUUGAUAUUGAUGACAGCGAAUACUAUACAUACGAGAGCAGUGCAAAAGGCAACGAUCAUCACGAAGUGGUACAAAUAGCACAUCAUCCGUGCCUUUUUGAGGGAACCAUGGUGAUUACUGUGCAGUAACAUUUGUGAGAUUAGUAUAAUACCAGCUGUGGUCAGAGCAGCGUAAAAAGCAAUUUCUUCGGUACUGCUUUUGGGCAUUCCUUUGCCACGUCCUGUGACAUUCCACAAAGCCACCAUUGCCAACACCAAAGCUGGAUAUCUGGCCAAAAUGAAGAUAAUCCGUUGAUAACCCAAAAAUGGAUUCCGGGCAAGCGCUCGGGCUCGAACGGUCUGGGCGUCGCUCGAUUGAUGGGAGCUUUGUACCAUAUCCGUUACGGUAGGUGCAGUUCCCGCUACUGCUGA